Messenger RNA from Marchantia polymorpha subsp. ruderalis, 2023 nucleotides. The record is from the annotation of a GenBank genome assembly. NCBI's taxonomy places the organism in Eukaryota, Viridiplantae, Streptophyta, Marchantiopsida, Marchantiales, Marchantiaceae.
UCUCUGUGAAACCGGUCUGCGAAGUGAGCUUCACUUCUUCGAUUCGAGCACGGGACAUCGACAGGGUUUUAGAUCGAGGUUUUUGGUUUGUGCAUUCGAUUCUGCUUUCCAUAGCCAGUCGACAUGGAGGCCUUGGCAUGCAGAGGGUUGACCGCCACUGUGUCUCAGCAGUGGUCCGGCCUGAAGAAAGUCACCAAGGAUGUGGGUGCCACUGCCGCGCCUUCUGGUGCUGUCCACAAAUCGUCUUCUAGGGCGGUGAGAAUGACUCUCUCUGUCGAGAAGAAGGCCUACACCACCCAAAGAUCGGAGGAGAUUUUCACCGCUGCAAAGGAGCUGAUGCCCGGCGGUGUGAACUCCCCGGUCAGGGCGUUCAAGUCUGUCGGUGGUAAUCCCAUCGUGUUCGACCGUGUUAAGGGUUCUCGAUGUUACGACGUCGAUGGCAACGAGUACAUUGACUACGUGGGAUCAUGGGGACCAGCCAUUCUCGGACAUUGUGACGAUCAGAUCAAUGCUGCAUUGAUCGAAACCUUGAAGAAGGGUACCAGCUUUGGUGCACCGUCUUUCCUGGAAAACCAGUUGGCAGAGCUGGUCAUCGAGGCGGUUCCAAGUGUGGAAAUGGUUCGAAUGGUGAACUCUGGAACCGAAGCUUGCUUGUCCAUGUUGAGGCUGGUGAGGGCAUACACCGGUCGCGAGAAGAUUCUGAAGUUCGAGGGUUGCUACCACGGCCAUGCCGACUCUUUCCUCGUCAAAGCUGGAAGCGGUGUUGCCACUCUGGGUUUGCCAGAUUCUCCCGGAGUGCCGAAGUCCUCCACGGCGAACACAUUGACUGCUGCUUACAAUGAUAUCGAAGCAGUGAAGCAGGUCUUUGCAGACUACCCCGGAGAGAUUGCUGCUGUCAUUUUGGAACCUGUUGUCGGAAAUGCUGGGUACAUCGCCCCCAGAAUUGAGUUCCUGAAAGCUUUGAGGGAGAUCACCAAGGAGAGUGGUGCUUUGCUUGUGUUCGACGAGGUCAUGACUGGAUUCCGAAUUUCGUACGGAGGUGCGCAAGAGUACUUUGGUGUCACUCCCGACAUCACCACCAUGGGAAAGGUAAUCGGUGGUGGACUUCCGGUGGGAGCCUACGGUGGCAGAAGGGAAAUCAUGGAGAUGGUUGCUCCAGCUGGCCCAAUGUACCAGGCUGGAACUUUGAGUGGAAACCCUCUGGCUAUGACAGCAGGUAUCGAGACUCUGAAGAGACUCAAGGCCCCAGGUACCUACGAGCAGCUGGAAAGGAUCACCAAAAUGUUGGUCACUGGAUUGCAGGCAGCAGCUGAUGAAGCUGGUAUCGAGUUCUGCUCUGGAAACAUCAGAGGAAUGUUCGGGUUUUUCUUCCAAAAGGGCCCAGUGUUCAACUUUGAAGACGCAAAGAAGAGCGACACCGCCAGGUUUGCUAAGUUCCACCGAGGCAUGCUCGAGAGGGGUGUAUACCUCGCUCCAUCUCAAUACGAGGCUGGAUUCACCAGCUUGGCACACACGGAAGAAGACAUCGCUUUCACCAUUGCUGCUGCUAAGGAAUGUUUCAAAACUCUUUAAGUGCUUAGAUGUAGAUUUUGUUUACUUGUACUAAAACCGAAUGGGUCUAGGAAUAUCAAGGCUCUCGGUCGUGCAUGUUGUCGCGGAGAGAGGAGCCUUUAGAGGAUGUGAGAUAAAAUUCUUCGAGGAACACGUGUCUCGUACCGUCCGUCCGUAGGGUACAUGUAUACCCAUUAGGGAACGCGCGAGAGCAUGCAAUUCAAAUUUUGUCAGUGAAGCUAUUCAGGAACACUUCCGAUUGUGGGAAUCCCAGAGUCCCAAUAGUACUGUCGAUUAACGUCAGCUGUAAUUUACCCAGGACUUGCCAGCUCUUAUAUUCUGCUCCAAGAUACUUUGUACUCUAAUUAUAUGUUAAAAGGUUUGGGUCUUCGGCCUCCACGUCCAAAGCUUCACUCUGUUCACCAGGUUUUGAUUUUGUGUUCAGAAUGAGACCUCAAAAGACUUUGUUGCG